Drosophila gunungcola (fruit fly) is the source of this 947-nucleotide messenger RNA. It is a transcript of the gene Use1, whose product is annotated as vesicle transport protein USE1. Lineage: Eukaryota; Metazoa; Arthropoda; Insecta; Diptera; Drosophilidae. Gene Ontology annotation, biological process: retrograde vesicle-mediated transport, Golgi to endoplasmic reticulum. The record is from RefSeq and is a predicted model, not a curated record. Gene Ontology annotation, molecular function: SNAP receptor activity. Gene Ontology annotation, cellular component: SNARE complex; endoplasmic reticulum. The transcript is spliced from 3 exons. The coding region runs from base 36 to 788 and encodes 250 amino acids.
UUGUACUUUGUUGUUUUCAUGUUUUCCCCUCAGAAAUGGCCACGAAACUAAAUGUUAAUAUACGGACCUUGCUGGCCAACUGCGAGGACCUGGCCAAAAGCGAGCAGAACUUCUGGCGGCUGCAGAAAUUCAUCAAGUCGCUGGACACGAUGAUUUCCGAGCUGGAGGCAAUGGAGGACCCACAAAGUGCCACUCGUAUUCCGGGCUAUACGGAGCGCCUGAAGGCCCUUAAACUAUCUACGGGCUUUACGGAGUCUGCCGGCUCCACAACAAAUACUCCCUCACAAUCAUCUUCCAUUAGCGAAGCCGGGGAAAAUGCACUGAAAGAAAUGAGGCAGCUGCAGAACACCAAACAUCACAACGAACUGCGGAAGGAACUGCUACAGGAUGGCGAUGCGCUACGCAGACGUCGAGGAGUGGAGGAGAGCUCUUCUAGUGCCAAUGGCACUAGCGUACAAACAACUUCUGGCGAAAAUAUGAACGAGGCUGCCAAGUAUUACACAAAAGCCCAGGAGAAGAUUACCGAGCACAUGCUCUCGCUGACACGAAAUCUAAAGGAACAGACGGAGACUGCUAACCGGAUUAUCCGUAGGGAUACGGAGGUUGUGUCUCGAUCCACCGGAAUGGCGGAUCGCAAUAUCAAUUCCCUAGGGAAAGAGGCUGAGAAACUGGAGCAGCAUUCGAAAAAAGCCUACAAGUGCUGGCUUUGGCUAAUGAUUGUCUUUGUAAUUGUCACAUUCAUAGGUAUGGUGUUGUUCAUGAAGAUUAUGAAGAAGAAGAAGGCGUAGGAACUGUCUCCAAACAUAUCAAACUAAUGAUUGUACUCUAAGCAAACGCUUAACGCUCGUUCCGCUCCCGAGUUCAAAAGGUUAUCCUAAGAGCCCCCCAAAUCGUGUAAACAGACCCACAUUAAACGAUCGAAAGCCGCCCAGCGAUUUAUUUAUGAA